UAAAAGUCUUCCCUAGGCAGCGUCGCCAUGUUUUCUUCCCGCCGUAACACGAGAGAUAGUCACAGAAAUCUGGAGAGAAGGUUUGGUGUUGUCUCAAGUAUAUUACCCCAAUUAUACGAUAUUUUGUUUGUGUGCGUUGGUAUACAAACGAAUUCGGUUGUAGUGAGUGUAGAAGAAGCAGUCAUGCCACUUGUGAGGGCAGCCCGUCCUCUUCCUAAAGCGAGUUCUUUAAUCUCAAAUGGAUCAUUUGAGGUAUUAUCUCCUCGGGCGCAGUUUCGGAGAGGGUUGAAAUACAGCAAUCCUGCCUCUUCCCAGAACAGUGAGUUGGAAUUGCUACUAGCUGAUGAGGCACCUCAUGUUAAGGAUGUGGGCAGCGAGAGAGAUUUAACAGAUUUCCUGUCGGACAGUGGUAGUGAUUUUGAAGACACAUUGACUAAAGGCAAGAAGCGGACAGCUUGUAAAACCCCAAGGAGUACCCCUGCUUCAAAAAGGACAAAACAAGAUAUUGGUCAUACCCUUCAAAAAACUUCUGGAAAACAGAACAGUGCCAGGCAGACAGAUGGACUGAUGGAGACUUGCAGUUUGUUUGACGCAGUGAAAACUGCAAAAAGUGCAAUGCAGUGUGUGGUUGAUGACUGGUUGGACAGCUAUAAACAACAAAAGGAGACGGGACUCUUGGAACUUAUCAAUUUUUUCAUCAGAUCCUGCGGGUGCAAAGGUACUGUGUCAACUGAGAUGUUUCGGAUCAUGCAAAACACGGAGAUCAUACACAAGAUGACUGAAGAGUUUGAUGAGGAAUCUGGAGAUUAUCCACUUACCAUGAUUGGGUCUCAGUGGAAAAAGUUUAGAAUGAAUUUUUGUGAGUUCAUCUCUGUGUUGGUACGACAGUGCCAGUACAGUGUCAUUUAUGACGAAUUCCUGAUGGACGUCGUCAUCUCCUUGUUGACUGGCUUGUCAGACUCCCAGGUCCGUGCCUUCAGGCACACCAGCACUCUUGCAGCCGUGAAAAUGAUGAGUGCACUUGUUGAUGUUGCUUUAAAUGUUGGUAUUCACAAAGACAAUAAUCAGCGACAGUACGAGUCUGAAAGGAAUAAACCGCCCAGCAAAAGAGCCACUGAGAAGCUAGAAUCUUUGCUGCAAAAACAUAAGGAGUUGGAAGAAAAUCAAGAGAUCAUCCAGAGUAUGAUGAAUGCCAUUUUCAAGGGAGUCUUUGUUCACAGAUACCGUGAUUCAGUUCCUGAUAUCAGAUCCAUUUGUAUGGAAGAAAUUGGCAUGUGGAUGAUAAAAUAUAGUGAAUCCUUCUUGAGUGAUGGCUAUUUGAAGUAUGUUGGGUGGAUGCUGCAUGACAAGCAAGGGGAAGUGCGCCUGACAUGUCUGAAGACUUUACAAGCUGUAUAUAGCCAUAAAGAAUUGUCUCAGAAGAUGGAGUUGUUCACUAGCCGAUUUAAGGCAAGAUUGGUUGCAAUGACAUUAGAUAAGGAAUAUGACGUUGCAGUGGAAGCAGUUCGAGUUCUUACAUUGAUCCAGCAGAAUGUAGAAGAUGCUCUGACGAGUGAGGACUGUGAGAAUGUGUAUCCACUGGUAUAUGCUGCUCAUAGAGGUGUAGCCUCAGCCGCUGGAGAGUUUCUAUAUGAAAAGUUAUUCCACCAGUUUGACCUGUCAAAUCAGAAUACUGAUAAAGAGAGUGGUCGCCGAAGUCCCAACGGCCAUUUCUUCAAACUGAUUCUCUCUUUCUUCAUUGAGAGUGAGUUGCACGAACAUGCAGCAUACCUUGUUGACAGCCUAUGGGACUGUGCAGGACACCUGUUGAAGGACUGGGAAGGAAUGACAGAAUUACUGCUAGAAGAAGUGGCAGAUGAUGAUGAAGGGCUUACUGACAAAGAUGAAGCUGCACUGAUUGAAAUCAUGGUCUGCAGCAUGAAACAGGCUGUUGAAGUUCAUCCACCCAUUGGUCGAGCUGUAGGAAAGAAGGCAUUGACAGCAAAAGAGAGAAAGAUGAAGCAGGAUGACAAGAGCAGGCUAACUAAUCAUCUUAUUUUAGUUCUUCCACAACUUCUAGCAAAGUACUCUGCUGAUGCUGAAAAGGUAACAAGCCUGCUGCAGGCUCUUCACUACUUUGACUUGGAUGUCUACUGCACUGGACGUCUGGAGAAGUACUUGGAUCUCCUGCUGAAGCAGAUAUGCGACAUUGUGGAAAAGCACACUGAGUUAGACGUGCUGGACGCCUGCGCCAGGGCAUUCUACAUUUUGUGCAAUGAAGAGUACACUUUCUACAACCGUGCGAAUGUAGCCCGUAGUCAAUUAGUGGACUUGUUUGUGGAUAAGUUAUCACAGGAUGUGGAGGAAUUACUGCAGGGCUGGUGUCCCGAUGAAGCUGAAGUAUACAGUGUAGCUGCUACAAUGAAGAGGAUUGCUGCCUUUCACAACGUACAUGACCUAACCAAAUGGGAAUUGUUUGACCCUUUUUACCACCUUCUAAAGAAGGAGAUUGAGACUGGGGAUCUCCCUGAGCAGAUUAUGGUUCCAGCUUUAAAGUUUGUUCAUUUUGACAUGGUUUGGAAGUUAUCUCAAGUGUCUACCAGUACCCCAGCAAUGGAAAAAAUCCUAGAAUUGAAAAAACAGCUGAAGUUAUUCUGCGGUGUCUGUCAGAGUUGUCUGUCUGCUGUUCAUAUGAGUGUUCGGGAUCAGGCAUUCAUACUCCUGAGUGAUGUGUUGCUAAUAUUCAGCCAUCAAAUGGUGAACGGUGACUGCAGCUUCCUUGAGCCACUUGUUUUAAAACCUGAGCCUUCAUUGGAAUCUGAGUUAGCUAGCUUCAUCAUGGAUUAUGUCUUUGUGGACCUUGAGGAAGAGGAAGCAGAUGGAGCGAGUGAAGAUGAAGCUGCUAAAAUAGGGGCUUUGCACAAACGCAGGAGCUUCCUUGCAGGAUUUUGCAAACUGGUUAUUUACAAUGUCCUGGACCUGAAUGCCGCAACAGACAUUUUUAAAAAUUACAUGAAGUAUUACAAUGACUAUGGGGACAUCAUUAAAGAAACACUAAGCAAGGCCAGGCAGAUUGACAAGGUGCAGUGCGCAAAGACACUCGUUCUCAGUCUACAACAGCUGUUUACAGAAUUGAUUGUGGACAUGGAUCCCUUUGAAGCUCAGUCCACUCCUGCAUUCACCGACAUAAGAGAUUUGGCACGAAGGUUUGCCCUAACAUUUGGACUGGAUCCACUCAAGCAUAGAGAGCCCAUUGUAAUGUUGCACAAAGAUGGAAUAAAGUUUGCAUUCAAGAAACCACACCCUCGAGGACCUAGAUACCCACCACUAAACCUACCUUUUCUGGAGAUCCUCAGCGAAUUCUCAUUUAAGCUUCUGAAACAGGACAAAAGCAUUUUACUAAAUUAUUUGGAGAAAAUGCGUAGUUCCCAGCUUGCCUUCGAUCAAACAGAGUUGUGGGUUGCCUUUUCAACUUACCGUAAUUCCUUGAAAGGUACCCCUGAUGAAGAAACCAUGUCUUUGCUGAGCGGCAAAGCAUCAACUGUCCGUAGGAGGAAAGGACCCAUGUCAUCUGCUAAAAGAAGAAAACCAGAUGUAUCUAAUGCUGGCAGUGAUGUAACCUGGACAAGUGGUAAACUGAAGACUCCUCCCUUGACUUCCACACUUCUAAGAGAGCCUAGGAAACCACUGGUCCAAACAAGGAGACAGAAGAAGAAACAAGAAGAGUAUGAAGAUGAUCAACCAGACUCAAACAGAGGAUCUGAAUCUGACUUUAUACAGAGUCGGUCUUGGCUUGACACUCAGGCUGUGAAUGAACAGAAGCAUCUUUCAGAUACACCUACUAGCAGUGUGAAGCAACUCAUUAACAACAAAAUGGAGUUGCUGAGUCUGAUGGAGGAAGAGGAUGUGGAAGAGGAAAGAGAAAUAUUGAUCGAGGAUGCUGAAACCAGUGACGACUAUGAUGAAGACUAUUUGGGCAGUUAUUUGCCUACAAGCCGCAGAACCAUUCAUACUGAACAUCGUUGUGACCUGUUUGACAGUACAGUCUUGGACAUUGAUGAGUUCUGUCCAUCAGAAGGCGGAAACAGUACACAACAAGAGCACUGACAUGGCUGAAGUCUACACUUUGGUUUGUUAUGAAACACUUACCGCUGCCUUGGACAAAGACCAGCUAAAUUUGCAAAAGAUGGCACUGUAGCACUUAACUUUUUUUUAGCAAGCAUCUGCUAAAGUAAACUAUAGCACUGUUAAAGAAAAUGUCCUUUACUUUUAAGUUUAUCAUAAAAGUUUCCAUGAAGAAUUGUAUACUUUGGUUUAGAAAAGUUUUGGUAUGGUUUAUUGACUGUAGUGUUUUUCUGGUCACAAAUAAAUCUUUUUAAAUCAA
Protopterus annectens (West African lungfish) is the source of this 4363-nucleotide messenger RNA. It is a transcript of the gene STAG3, whose product is annotated as stromal antigen 3. The record is from RefSeq and is a predicted model, not a curated record. Gene Ontology annotation, biological process: sister chromatid cohesion. Bases 28 to 4086 code for a protein of 1352 amino acids. The transcript is spliced from 35 exons. Gene Ontology annotation, cellular component: nucleus; cohesin complex; chromatin. Lineage: Eukaryota; Metazoa; Chordata; Ceratodontiformes; Protopteridae. Gene Ontology annotation, molecular function: chromatin binding.